This is a messenger RNA of Hypoxylon fragiforme, 1575 nucleotides long. RefSeq lists its product as uncharacterized. Gene Ontology annotation, biological process: regulation of DNA-templated transcription. The transcript has a single exon. The coding region runs from base 1 to 1575 and encodes 524 amino acids. NCBI's taxonomy places the organism in Eukaryota, Fungi, Ascomycota, Sordariomycetes, Xylariales, Hypoxylaceae. Gene Ontology annotation, molecular function: DNA-binding transcription factor activity, RNA polymerase II-specific; zinc ion binding. The record is from RefSeq and is a predicted model, not a curated record.
AUGUCUGCUACAUUCCAAGUUCCAGGAAGUGCGGCACCAGAAAGCGGCACAGGCACAACCACAGAUACUUCAGCCGCACCACGAGCAAAACGAGCACAGGUUGCUCGAGCUUGCCAGCGAUGCAGGAGGCUUCAGAAGGCUUGUUCGGACUCACGGCCAUGUCAGCGAUGUACCAAAGCUGGACUUGCCGACGAAUGCGGCGGCUUUUCCUUUCGGUCCAAGGCUCCUUCACCUCAGACCUUACUUCCUCAGAUAGCCAAGUUCGCUGAAGCUCCAUUGAGUCAUGGCGGAAACGCGAAUUUAAUGGAUACUACGGCUGUCCCGUCCCCGCCAUCUUCCAACCCAGACUUACCGAAGAGCCCUCAAGCCUUUGUUAGCUUUGCCAGGGAAUCCUUCCAGAGAAAGAUCAAUUUGCUACCUCACCAGGUCGUCGACUAUUGUUCCAAUCGUUUCUUCGAACGUCUGGCCCCCACAAUACCAAUCCUGACGCCUAUAUACAUCGACAAUCUUCGGGCUCGGGCUGCCUCCGAAACUGGCAUCGAAGCAUACUGCGUUUUACUUGGGGUAUGCGCCAUGGUGAUGCUCCAGAUCGAGGACCCCGGAGGAAAUUCUUUUGGGCAAUUGGUUGUCGCUGAGAAUAAUGCCAUGUAUGGCUGGUCACUCCUGGAGGAGGCCUUAGCCGCUCACCGUCAGUUGACACGCCGAUCAGUUCCAUCUCUGGAUUCGGUCCUUCUUGUCUUCUUCAUAUAUGCAUGCCAUGCAUGUCUAUUUCAUCACGCACAAGCUUUCUUCUUCCUUCGAGAGGCAGCGACAUUGUUCGUACUGAUCCAACCCGAAACAUUGGAUAGUCUCUCGAGAUCGUUGGCUGAGCGACUAUUCUGGGUUCUGAUGGUCUCCGAAAGAUCUCACGCAAUUCGCUAUCGACGUCCAAUUACGCUCCAAGUGACGACAAAUGGGUUCGGGUUAGCAUCUUUCAACGAUAUUGGCCCGUCGCUAGCUGGGUUCCGUUGUCUUGCCGCCCUGUUUCGAGGAUUUAAUGCUACCUUCAUAACACUACUAAAUCAAGAAACAGCCUCUCGGGCAGUCCCCAUUGAUUCGCUGGAUGAGGCUGAGAUUGCUAUUAAUACGGCCCUAAACCACUCUGGCCCAGAUGACCUUGUACCAACACAGAAAGCUAACCUUAGGGUCACGCAACUUUGGCUACGCAUCAUUCUGUGGCAGUUGCGUCUACGUCUAGGCCACCUCUCAGGACAGAGUACCCAAAGCAGCCGCACUUAUCACUACCCUCUGGAGGUGGCGACUGAUCUGACCCUCUCAACUCGUGGUUUGCCUAUUCAUAGUAUUCAGGUGCAUGGUGUGGGUAUAACGGAAAAGCUCUUUGAUAUCGCUUGCGCAGUGGUGAAUGUGCUUGCGCGUGUACCAGUUCAGGUGAACAAGACAGCGGCCGAGGAGGACCUAAAGUAUCUGAGAUGUCUCAUUCUACAACUACCCGGAGGCACGGCAGUUUACGACGCUCUAUUAUUGAAGCAUGUUCAGCAGACAUUGCCAAGUUUAGCAAUUAGACUAGAAGCGUGA